Messenger RNA from Scatophagus argus, 5080 nucleotides. It is a transcript of the gene ecel1, whose product is annotated as endothelin-converting enzyme-like 1. Gene Ontology annotation, cellular component: plasma membrane. The transcript has 18 exons. Lineage: Eukaryota; Metazoa; Chordata; Actinopteri; Scatophagidae. Gene Ontology annotation, molecular function: metalloendopeptidase activity. The record is from RefSeq and is a predicted model, not a curated record. The coding region runs from base 567 to 2990 and encodes 807 amino acids. Gene Ontology annotation, biological process: protein processing.
CUCACUCCCUCCCUCCCUCUCUUCCUCCCUCUCUCCUCCAUACAUCGGAGGCUGUGAGGCUGCAGCGGCGGCAGAAGGCGGUGCGGAUCCCCGUGUGUGCCGAUCUCCGGAGGGGGACUUGACAAUCCAGUCGGACCUUCAGUGGAGUGGAUCUCUCCAUGCACACACUCAGAGCAAAGGCGCUUUUACAGUCCCACGGGCGAUUUUGAUUAACUCACCACAGGUGACCUGUAAUCAGUUGGAGAGAGGGCGGAGAGAAGAAUAAAUGGAAAGGGAGCAGAGAGAGAGAGGAUGAGAAAGAGAGAGCAAGACCCAUGAGAUUCCUCUUGCAUAAUGGGAGCUCCUCGGUCUACCAGCUUUUGAUUCGAAAAGAAUAAAGGCGACUUUGCCUAAAGAGGGCCAACAGGAUUUUUGACAUCACUUCAGUGUUUUGCACCAAUAGGAGUAGUCAUGUCUAUACACUAUACAUAGGAAGAAUACAUCUCAUUUUCUCAUUUUUCUUUCAUCAUUCCUUUCCCUCUGCAUCAUCCUCUCUACUACUUCUUACCCAGUAACGAACCAUUGCCAUGGAGAAGACAUACUCACUAACAGCCCACUAUGAUGAGUUUCAGGAAGUGAAAUAUGGUGGUCGCUAUAGCAGUGACAUCCUCAGCAAUGGGAUGACCCUUCACCUUGGAGGCAGCCUGGACCGUCAUAUGGGGCGUAACCGGGGAGGAACCUGGUCUAACAGUCGAAACAAGGACCUAGGCAGCAGCAGCAGCAGCGGAGGGCUUCCUCGAUGGAGCCGGAGGGAGAUCUGCCUCCUCUCUGCACUGGUCUUUGCAGCAGGCAUGUGCGUCAUUUUGGGCAGCAUGCUGGCGCUCAAGUACAUUUCCCUUGAUGCGCAGCAGGACCCACAGUGCCGCCAAGACUGCCAACGCAAACGCUCACUGCUACGGGCAGCACGCUUCGUUCAGGCCAAUAUUGAUCCAACAAUUCAGCCCUGCCAGGACUUCUACUCUUUUGCCUGUGGCGGCUGGCUGAGGCGCCACGGCAUCCCCGAGGACAAGCUCAGCUAUGGCAUCAUCACUGCCAUAGGAGAGCAUAAUGAAGAGAAACUACAGCGCCUACUGCUUGAGCCCAUUCGGAGGCGCGGUCCCAACUCAGCAGAGCGCAAGGUCAAGGAGUUCUAUCGAUCCUGCAUCAACAUCCAGGAGAUCGACAAGCUGGGCUCUGACCCCAUGACAGAGGUGAUAGACAGCUGUGGUGGGUGGGACCUGGUGGGGGCUCCUCCAGGUGCUGCUGGGUGGGAAAGAGAGGGCGCACCGCAGAGGCCAGACUUCAAUGAGCUGCUUUACAGGACCCAGGGAGUGUACAGCACCGCCGUGUUUUUCUCCCUCACUGUUAACGUGGAUGACAAAAACUCUUCCCGGAAUGCAAUCAGGAUUGAUCAAGAGGGGCUGACACUCCCUGAGAGAAGCCUCUACCUGGGACAGGAUGAGGACAGUGUGAAGAUCCUGGCGGCAUACAAGGCCCUGAUGGAGCGCUUGCUGAGCAUGCUGGGAGCUCACAACGCUACGCAGAAGUCCAAGGAGAUUAUACAGCUGGAGACCCGUCUGGCCAAUAUCACUGUGUCAGAAUAUGACGACCAAAGAAAGGACAUCAGCACCAUGUAUAACCGCAUCACCCUCAGGCAGCUGCAGCGCAUUGCUCCUAGUCUUCACUGGAAACGCUUGCUGGACAGAAUCUUCCAUGACAACUUUUCAGAGGAUGAAGAGAUCGUGGUGCUCGCCACUGAUUACAUACAGAAAGUCUCUGACAUCAUCAAGACCACUUCGAAGAGGGUUCUCCAUAACUACAUGCUGUGGCGCAUUGUGGCAGCAUUAAGUGAGCACCUGUCCACAGCCUUCCGCAGUACCAUCCACGAAUUUUCUCGGGAAAUUGAUGGUACUGAGCAGCAGCUGGAGCUGGGCAGGCUCUGCCUCACUCAGGCCAACAAGCACUUCGGCAUGGCCCUAGGAGCCCUGUUCGUCCAGCAACACUUCUCCUCACAGAGCAAGGCCAAGGUACAGGAGCUGGUAGAGGACAUAAAGCACUCACUGGACCUUCGACUGCAAGAGCUAGACUGGAUGGAUGAAGCCACCAAGGAGGCUGCCAAAGCAAAGCUGAAACACAUGAUGGUGAUGACAGGAUACCCAGACUUCCUGCUCAAACCUGAGCUCAUAGAUCAAGAAUAUGGGUUUGACGUCGAUGAGAAGACUUAUUUCAAGAACAUCCUCAACAGCAUCAAGUUCAACAUCAAGCUGUCAGUCAAGAAGAUCCACGAAGAAGUGGACAAGACGACGUGGCUUCUCCCCCCUCAGGCCCUAAAUGCCUACUAUCUCCCGAACAAGAACCAAAUGGUCUUCCCCGCCGGCAUUCUUCAGCCCACUCUCUACAACCCCGAGUUCCCACAGUCUCUGAACUAUGGAGGGAUAGGAGCUAUCAUUGGGCAUGAGCUAACGCAUGGAUAUGAUGACUGGGUGAUGCAAUGGUUCAUGUCCCUAGGGGGUCAGUACGACCGCCAUGGCAACCUCAAACAGUGGUGGACAGAGGAGUCCUACAGAAAGUUCCAGAAGAAGGCUGAAUGUAUUGUCAAGCUCUAUGAUAACUUCACUGUUUAUAACCAGAGGGUGAAUGGUCGCCUGACACUGGGGGAAAACAUAGCAGACAUGGGAGGCCUUAAGCUAUCAUAUUAUGCCUAUCUGAAGUGGGUGAGGGAACAUGGUCCAGAGAGACCUCUGCCUGGCCUCAGAUACACUCAUGAACAGCUGCUCUUCAUUGCCUUUGCACAGAACUGGUGUAUGAAGAGAAGAUCUCAGUCCAUCUACUUGCAGCUGCUGACUGACAAACAUGCACCAGAGCACUACAGAGUGAUUGGCAGUGUGUCCCAGUUUGAUGAGUUUGCCCGUGUUUUCCACUGUCCGAAGGGCUCCCCAAUGAACCCUGUGGAUAAAUGCUCCGUAUGGUGACCUCUCCACCCACCUGUAGACCUUGGAAUGAACUUCACACUCGUAAACACACAACCUGUCCUACAUCACUCAUUCACCAGAGCCUACAGGAUGUGAGUGCAUAAGGCUUAUUCUUGACUCAACAUUAUCAGUACAUGUUAUCAGUGAGGAAAGUUUAUACAACUGUCCACUGUCCAACCUAAAAUAUGGGUCAUAUGACCAUUGAUCAUGUACAUACAUACAUGCUCUUGGAUUAUGUCUAUUUUUCUAUUUCACAUUUGUUUUCAAAUCAUCUAUUUUUCUAUUUUAGCAGAUAUGUCAUACAUUAUGCGUCAGAUUCAUAAGCUAUUUGGUUUUUAAUUAAGCAGCAUGUUUUCUCACUUGUUUCUUUUCUUCGUUGCAUCGACUAGUAAAGUUUGAGCAUAUCAGAAGCUUACUGACUGGCCGAAGGAGUGAUUUCAGUCACUGAUGUAAACUGCACAAGGACCGAUUUAAAAUGAACUGAGAUCAGUAGCAUCCUUGUGUCUGCCAAAAUGUUGUUCUUUCAAUAUGGUAUUGGAGUCUGAUUUGUGUCGCAACGCUGCACUCUCAUGGCUGCAGAGAGUAAUGGUCACUGUACAACCAGCAUGACUGUUGUAUCGUUUGCCUGCAUUGGUCCUCUUGUUACUGUGAGUGUUUGUACGGUUUUUAAGAUUUGUCAACUUUUUUUAAAAAAAAAAAAAAGAAAGAAGGUGGACUCAUCGUGGAUGAUCUUCUCAGGAUUUGUAGCAAAGUACAGCACCAAAUGGAGGAUCUUUGUGUCUCUAUCAGUCAACUAUUCAACCUACAGUACAAAGGAGCUGCUAUAUUCGUCAAACAGGACAAGAGGAAGGGUGCUUCCUCACCGGGAGGCACAGAAUGGGAAACAACUUGACCCUGUUGGAUGAGCUGAUUUGAGACUCCUCUCCCUGCUAUUGGAUUAUUCACACCUUUGUGUUUCCUGAUGAACUCUGAAUGGUCUUACAGAAACCAAACGAGAGGGAGAGCGCCAGGUGACAUCAUACAGUACAUUCACAGUUAACACACCAAAUAACAGAAGCCCACACUCUGUGCAGAAGAAAGUGCAACUAUGGUAGAAGAAGAAUCAUACAUUUGUACGUAGUGUUAUUUUAAAAAUAUUACUUUUGUAUAAACAAUCUGUUGGUACAAAAAAUAAGACUCUUUGUAUAGUGGAGCAGUAUAUCAGAUGUUAUGGUUGUACAGUUUGUUGAGAGUGCAUGUUUCCCUCAUUAAAUUCUGAUCAGUAUACAUGGAGGACAUCACACGUCUACAGCUGCUAUUCUACACAUGGCUGUCAUCUCUUCCUCUCUGUUGGUCACCGUUUAAUGUUUGAAUAAAUACAAAGGAUCCCCGCAUCAUGUUGCAAGUAUGUUGUAUGUACGUGUGUGUGUGAAAUGCUACUUCUGUAUGUGUUGGUCAUUAUCAGUCUCACUGUGUCAUCAGCUGUGUCCUCACAGGCUUGAAUCCUCCAGCGCCAUGAGCCAUCUGUCUCUUGGCCUCCCAGCGUUGGAUGGUAUAAGUCCACCUCUCGUGCUCUGCCUCCCGUAAAAUCUGCAAAACCCAGCACGAAUCAAACACCAGAUUUACAAUGCAGCAUCAACAAGCUGUGCAAACCAGACGUGUGUUUCAUAAAACAAGAUUACCAGUUAAAUCAGUUGCACCGAAACAAAGCGUUUUUUUUUUUCUUCCAGAGCUCCUCCCUAAAGCUUCCUCUGCAUUGCUGCACUGUAAAUAGGGAUCAGCUUUCAGUCUGGACUGCAUUUUUUGUGUUUCUAAAACUUUCAGGCACCAUACAUGCUAUCAAAUUGUGUUGCAAUUAAUACAAAGCUAAUGCAGCAGCCUCACAGCAAGUAGCAUUUUUCACUAUUUCUUCUCUCUUUGAAUGUCGCCUAAAGAAUGAAUCAGACAUCAGACAUGUUUCAGGCUGGACCAAUAGUGAACAGACGGGUGUUCAUCCCACACCAUCCCAGCUAUGCCUUUAAUGUGGCAAAACAUACAUUCAAACUGUAUUUCCACGGUGCUGAGGCUCUUAUGACACUUGUACAAACCAAGCAACAUAAACAAACUGAUAG